Molecule: messenger RNA, 501 nt
Organism: Capsicum annuum
Lineage: Eukaryota; Viridiplantae; Streptophyta; Magnoliopsida; Solanales; Solanaceae
Exons: 1
Coding region: 1-501 (166 amino acids)
Source: RefSeq, a predicted model, not a curated record
AUGAUUCAUGCCCAGCAGAUAGAGGAAGAUAAAUCUAAGGAUAUGGAGAGAUCUAAUAAGAGAUUCAGAAUAGGUAGUUACAGUUUUUCUGAGGCUGGGUCACAGGGUGGUAAUCGUUCUCACCAUCGUCGGAAGACUUCAGUCCCAACUCCAUCUUCAGCUAGUGUGCCCACACUAAAUCUCAAAGAUAUGAGUCAUGAUGGCUCUCCAGACUCCAAAGCCCAUAUUAGUGUUAUAAGUGAGUGUACUUAUCUGCUUUGUGGAGAAAGUGGCAAGAACCAUCUAGUUGCGUGCAAAGCUGAUAAUCAGGUAUGUUUUGGAUGUGGUAAGCCAGGUGACAAAGUGCAGGAGUGUAGAGUGUUUGCUAAGAAAGGUAGAGAUCCAUGCCAGAAGGGCAUCACUCUUAGUACCACUAGUGGUCAGCGUCAGAACCGACUCUAUUCUCUUCGGACUCGCCAUGAUCCAGAAGGUUUCCCUAACAUAGAUUUGGGUAUGUUAUGA